AUGCUUCGUCAAUCUAUUGUUCGCCCUGUGGCCACUGCCAACCGUGCCCUCUUGCAGCGCUCUUUCUCUGUUGCUGUUCCCCGACUGGGCGCCGGUGACACUGGAGCUCCUCGAACCACUGGAGGCAGCACCUCUGGUGACUCAUUUACCAAGCGUGAGGCUGCCCAAGAGGCUAUGUACAUCCGUGAGAAGGAGCUGGAGAAGCUUCACAAGCUGAAGGGCCAAAUUGGCGAGCAGCGCAAGCACCUCGAUGACCUCGAGGCUCACAUUAACAAACUGACCGAGGAGCAGAAGCGCUAA
This is a messenger RNA of Penicillium angulare, 300 nucleotides long. RefSeq lists its product as uncharacterized. Gene Ontology annotation, cellular component: mitochondrion. The transcript is spliced from 4 exons. The record is from RefSeq and is a predicted model, not a curated record. Gene Ontology annotation, molecular function: ATPase inhibitor activity. Bases 1 to 300 code for a protein of 99 amino acids. Gene Ontology annotation, biological process: negative regulation of ATP-dependent activity. NCBI's taxonomy places the organism in Eukaryota, Fungi, Ascomycota, Eurotiomycetes, Eurotiales, Aspergillaceae.